AUGCAGCGGUUAACUUUGAGGCGUAGGUUGUCGUAUAAUACUAACUCUAACAAGAGAAAAAAAGUUAAAACUCCCGGUGGCAAGGUUGUCUAUAUUUAUGUAAAAAAACGUGGAACGUUCCCCAAAUGUGGCGAUUGCAAGAGUAAACUUUUCGGUAUCAAGCCAUCCAGACCCCGUGAAAGAACCUCAAUGAGUAAAAGAUUGAAGACUGUUAACAGGCCAUAUGGUGGCUCUCGCUGUCAUACUUGUGUCCGCAAUCGGAACAAAAAGUUUUAA
Schistosoma rodhaini is the source of this 276-nucleotide messenger RNA. The record is from the annotation of a GenBank genome assembly. Lineage: Eukaryota; Metazoa; Platyhelminthes; Trematoda; Strigeidida; Schistosomatidae.